AGAAUGGGCUGUUGGGCCAAGCUGAGGUCCUCCACCUGGGCUUAUCCUACGGCAGUCCUGUCACUCUAUGGCUUUUUUGCUAACUGCAGAGUAGCAGAGCCAUUCCUCACACCAUACCUAAUUGGACCGCACAAGAACAUCUCUGAAGAAGUGGUGACCAACUACCUGUUCCCGAUCUGGACGUACUCUUACCUUGCCUUCCUUUUUCCCGUCUUCCUCCUGACUGACUUUCUGAGGCACAAACCUCUCAUUGUGGUGCAGGGGCUCUUCCUGGUCACCAACUAUAUCCUGCUCUGCUUUGUCCCCGGUCUGCCUGCCAUGAUCUUCCUUCAGGUCAACUAUGCUGUAGUGACUUCCACAGAGGUGGCCUAUUUUUCCUAUAUUUACAGCUUAAUUCCAGUUGAGAAUUAUCAAAGAGCCACUGGUUACCUCCGCAGUGCCAUGCUGGCUGGAUAUACAUUUGGUGCCAGCCUGGGCCAAGUGCUGAUCUCCCUGGCAGGAGUGGACUACUUCUACAUCAAUGCUAUCACUCUGGGGACUGUAAGCAUGGCUUUUCUCAUCUCCUUCUGGUUGCCAAUGCCCCAGAGGAGCCUGUUCUUCAAAGGGAAAAAGGCUGCGGGUGUGGGCUUGCAGUCCCAGCAGGGGGGGCCUUUGGGAGCGGAUGGACCGGUGAUGGAUAAGGAUGAUGUUGGCUCUGUGAAAGAGAAGAUGGAGCAUAAUGGCAGUGCUGGCUGGUGCAGCAGGGAAAAUGCAGCCAGUGCAGGCCAUCUACUCUGGCAAAGCUUCAGGGAGUCAUAUUCUUCCAGGAAUUUAAUCUACUGGUCCCUGUGGUGGGCUCUGGCCACAGCUGGCUACGUACAGGUUUUCAACUACAUACAGUUAAUGUGGGACCAUAUAGAACCAUCAGCCACAUCGUCCAUCUACAACGGAGGAGUAGAGGCUGCGUGUUCCCUUGUAGGUGCUGCAGCAGCCUUCUCUGUGGGCCACAUCAAGGUGACCUGGGCCGUGUGGGGAGAGCUGGCGUUAGGGUUGUUUUCAGCUGUGGGAACGGGUGCUGUGUUUCUGAUGGCGCUCACCAGCAGUAUCUGGGCAUGCUAUGCUGGUUAUGUCAUUUUCAAGUCCUGCUACAUGCUCCUCAUCACCAUAACAACAUUUCAGAUCGCAUCCAACCUCUCCAUGGAGUGCUACGCCUUAACAUUUGGAAUCAACACUUUUGUGGCCCUUUUGCUGCAGACCAUUAUAACAGUCAUAGUUGUGGAUGAAGCUGCACUGGGACUGGAUAUUGUGACACAGUUCAUCAUCUACGGCAGCUACUACGCCAUUAUCUCAGUGCUCUUUCUGAUACGAGGGACCUACACUGCCUGUGUGAAUCAGCACAAUCCUGAGCACACAGGAACCAAGGACCGAGAGUCCAGGGUGGAGGUGAUCUGUGCUGAGCGUUUCUGA
Messenger RNA from Plectropomus leopardus (leopard coralgrouper), 1446 nucleotides. It is a transcript of the gene slc19a3b, whose product is annotated as solute carrier family 19 member 3b. Gene Ontology annotation, cellular component: plasma membrane. NCBI's taxonomy places the organism in Eukaryota, Metazoa, Chordata, Actinopteri, Perciformes, Serranidae. Gene Ontology annotation, biological process: vitamin transport; transmembrane transport. Gene Ontology annotation, molecular function: vitamin transmembrane transporter activity. The record is from RefSeq and is a predicted model, not a curated record.